Molecule: messenger RNA, 1680 nt
Organism: Microstroma glucosiphilum
Lineage: Eukaryota; Fungi; Basidiomycota; Exobasidiomycetes; Microstromatales; Microstromataceae
Exons: 3
Coding region: 96-1445 (449 amino acids)
Biological process (GO): cytoplasmic translational initiation
Cellular component (GO): cytoplasm; eukaryotic translation initiation factor 3 complex
Molecular function (GO): translation initiation factor activity
Source: RefSeq, a predicted model, not a curated record
GGAAGAUCCAACGCAGGCAAUCAAGAAGGUCUACCAUACCAACACCCUCACGCAUACAUCCUCACACACCACACACUCACACACUCACAUACAGGAUGUCCUCCAUCGUCCUGUCAGACUCUUCUCUGGCCGAUCAGGCACUGGACAUUGCCGCACUCGUGUCCAGGUCUAAGCCAGAGGCAGAGCGAUCCGACUAUAUCAACUCUUGGAGCACAAGGGCUGCAGAAGCUGGAGAGGAUCAAGCAAAGAGGGAUGAGGUGGUACAGGCAUUGGCAGCAGAGGUCAAGACGCUGGGAGAUGGUACCGAGAGGGAGCUAGAAGGAGCACACAAUCUCCUCUCGGCAAUGAUCUUAUCGGUAGCUGACGCUGAAACAUCGCAGAAGCUAGCAGAACAGCACAUCUCAGCAGUCAUUAGCGAGUCCGGCGCAGCCUCUGCAGCAUCGCCCGCUAGGGAGAUGGUCAAGUACAGGAUCCUGUCGAACAUCUUCAACACCCUUCCCUCCACCUCUCCCCUUCGCGAGAAGAUCUUCCUCUCCAUGCUCGACCUAGCCGCUUCCAACGACGAAGUCGACCUCCUCUCCCCCGCUCUUGCUUCUCUCCCCACCUGGCUCGCACAGUGGUCCAUUCCCGAGUCGCAAAAGGCUGCAGCUCUGGAGACGGUUGCUUCGAAGCUCGAAUCGUCGGGCGACAACCUCACUCAGAAGUCGUACGACUUCAGGUUGGCUCACCUCACAUACCUCUCUACUACACCAGGAGCAGCUACCUCGAGUGAGGCUACCAAGGCAGCAGCCGAGAAGACCUUCGCUACUGCUCUUUCCCUGCCCAAGAUCUUCGAGUUCGAUGCUCUCCUCAAGCUCUCGGCAGUCGAGUCGUCCCUCUCCUCUUCAUCCCUCUUCUCGCUACUGAAGCUCCUGGUGCAGGGUUCCUACCAAGACUGGACAAAGUGGAUCGCAGAAGGCAGCAAUGCUUCUGACCUCUCUCGACUGCAGGUAGACAAGUCCGUCGUUGAGCGCAAGGUGCGGCUGCUGGAGGUUGCCUCUCUCUGCUCAAGAGCAGUCGAAGCAGCAAAGUCCUCUUCCUCUUCAGCUGUCAAGACUUCUUCGGACGAAAGUGCCUCUGCCCCUUCCGCUCCUUCUUCCACAGCCGAAGUCCCCUACUCCCAGCUCUCAUCUGCAAUCGACGUCCCCUCCUCUGACGUGGAGAGCUGGAUCAUCGAUGUGAUCCGCGCCGGUCUCAUCAGCGGGAAGCUCUCCCAGGUAAACCAGAGUCUGAGAGUGUACCGCUCUACCUACCGCACCUUUGGGAGGGAGCAGUGGACUCUUUUGGAAGGGAGACUGCAAGAAUGGGAUCGGGCUAUUGAUGGGAUUUUGGCCACAUUGGGAGGUGCGACUAGGGGUCAGGUGAAUGGAGUGCAGGGAUCUGAUGCCGCACUUGUCGGCGCUUGAGCUCCCGAGCACCGGCGCGCUACCAGUGUCAUGUAGACAUGCGCGUCUUUCUCCAACCAAAAUGACUAGAUGGCAGUACGGACCUAUCCCGUACUGGCUGAUCGACACAUCUCUGAUUGAUGAGCUCCUGUUUGACAUCUGUGAGCCAAUCCUGACCCUUCCUUAUAGCGACAAUCACAGUCCGCACAAUCUCUUCUCCAAUGCCUCGAUGCUCACUCGUGCUCGUGCGAAUACU